Molecule: messenger RNA, 2283 nt
Organism: Cynoglossus semilaevis (tongue sole)
Lineage: Eukaryota; Metazoa; Chordata; Actinopteri; Pleuronectiformes; Cynoglossidae
Gene: snx6
Product: sorting nexin 6
Exons: 14
Coding region: 78-1301 (407 amino acids)
Biological process (GO): retrograde transport, endosome to Golgi
Cellular component (GO): endosome
Molecular function (GO): phosphatidylinositol binding
Source: RefSeq, a predicted model, not a curated record
UAUUCUAUUUUGUUUGACUUCCGGUGAUGAUGUGUUGUUGACGUCUCAUCACUUCCUGUCUCCACCCGUUGGCAGCCAUGAUGCAGGAAGGUCUGGACGAAGGACCUGACUUCCUCUCUGAGGAAGACCGAGGACCACGGGCAGUGAAUGUAGAUCUGCAGACGGACGCCACCCUGCAGGUGGACAUCUCUGACGCUCUGAGUGAGAGAGACAAGGUCAAGUUCACUGUCCACACUAAGAGCACGCUGCCUAACUUCAAACAGAAUGAGUUCUCUGUGGUUCGACAGCAUGAGGAGUUCAUCUGGCUGCAUGACUCGUUUGUGGAAAAUGAAGAGUAUGCAGGAUACAUUAUCCCACCAGCUCCUCCCAAACCAGAUUUUGAUGCUUCAAGAGAGAAGCUUCAGAAACUUGGCGAAGGAGAAGGAUCCAUGACCAAGGAGGAGUUUACAAAGAUGAAGCAGGAGCUGGAGGCGGAAUACCUGGCUAUCUUUAAGAAGACUGUUGCCAUGCAUGAGGUUUUCCUAUGUCGUGUUGCUGCUCACCCCGUCCUCAGGAAGGACCUUAACUUCCAUGUCUUCCUGGAAUACAACCAAGACCUGAGUGUCAGAGGGAAGAACAAAAAGGAGAAACUAGAAGAUUUUUUUAAGAAUGUGGUGAAGUCUGCUGAUGGUGUGCUAGUGGCUGGCGUUAAGGAUGUGGAUGAUUUCUUUGAGCACGAGAAGACAUUUCUGUUGGAAUAUCACAACAGGGUGAAAGAUGCUUCAGCCAAAUCUGAUAGAAUGAUUCGCUCUCACAAAAAUGCUGCAGAUGACAUCAACAGAAUCGCAUCAUCUAUCUACACAUUAGGAACACAGGACUCUACAGAUCUGUGCAAAUUUUUUCUUAAAGUGUCUGAGCUGUUUGAGAAGAUGAGAAAAAUUGAGGCCCGUGUUGCAGCAGAUGAGGACCUGAAACUGGCUGAUCUGCUAAAAUAUUACCUGAGAGAAUCGCAAGCUGCUAAGGACCUGUUGUACCGCAGGAGCCGGGCUUUGGUGGACUAUGAGAAUGCCAACAAGGCUCUGGACAAAGCACGGGCCAAAAACAGAGAUGUACUGCAGGCAGAGACGAGUCAGCAGCUCUGUUGCCACAAGUUUGAGAAGAUCUCUGAAUCUGCCAAACAAGAGCUUAUUGACUUUAAGACGAGACGGGUGGCAGCAUUCAGGAAGAACCUGGUGGAGCUCGCAGAGCUGGAGCUCAAACAUGCCAAGGGGAAUCUUCAGCUGCUGCAAAGCUGUCUGGGAAUCCUCAAGGGUAACACCUAACUCCACCACUGCCCCCACAGCCUAAAGGACACGCCCCACCAUCACACCCCUGCCCUCAACUUACUACGCCCAUUGUGGGGUGGGGCCUGGGCAAUUGAUUGACACUGAUAAUUUUGGACCAGAUAGUGAGUGAGAGUGAGAAAGAAAAAGAACGUGACAGGAAGUCCGUCAACUUCAUCAAUGCUGCAGCUUCUGUUCUGGUUCUGCUGGCCAUGGUCUAGUUUCAGACCUGUUCUGCCUGUAGUCAUGGUCCAGUAUCACACUUGUCUUUGUCCAGUAGAACCAGCUGGUCAGUGAUUUCCUGUUUGUUCUCUGGUCUAAAUCCAGUUUGGUUCUGGUUUUGUAGUGUAACAGAUUGAACUCUGGUUCUGGUUCUUGGUGUCAGUUCAGAACUGAUUUGAAACAACCAAAACAGCAGAGUCUGAACAGAAUGCCAAAAGGCUGCUCUGACAAGGCAAGGCCAGAGCCGCAUAUUGGUUCUAGUUCAUCACCUGAACUUCUGUGCUUCGACUCAGACAUGCUGCAGGUUGGGUAGCGUAUGAUGUCAUUUUAUUCAAUAAGCCUCAUUUCUGUCCGUGAUUAUCUUCCUCAUCUGUAUGUGUAUGUUCCUGUCUAAUAUUCCUUCAGGACACUGGUCCAGAUUCAUGUCCGCAAAAGUGACUUGAGUGGUGGUUUUAUUCCUGUGUGAUGCUUGGGGUCCAUCUCUCGGUUACUGUUCUUAUGAAAGUGAAAUGUCACUACAUGAAAAAAAGCCUUGUAAAUGUUUGUAUUAGACAAUAAAUGAAAUGCUAAUCACCUACAUCAUUAUUGUUAUCGUCACUAACUGUAGCUUGAUGAUUUGCCGUCUCUCGGCUGUUUCCUGUUUUGCCUUAAUGUGGUCAAUCACUUUGAUUUGUCGUAAAUUUUUGACACUGUUUAUGAAUGUGUGACCAAAGCUUCUUUUACGUGAUCAAAAAGAAAUAAACUGCAAAACAAAACGGCA